AUGGCGCAUCCGUCCAUCAAGAUCGACACCAGUGUGCCGUCUUCCAAACGCGGACUGCCCGAAAACGAUGACGCCGGCCUCGACAUCCUCGGAGGUCAAGACAACCCCAAUUUAGAGGCUGGGAACACCGAGGACGUGCCACCCUUCCUCUGCCAAUCUGUCUCGGAAAUUCAUGACAAGUUCGAAGAUCUGGAAUGGAUGCAGCGCACGCGACUGGCGGAGGGAAUGCUGGCCAAUGAUCUCUCACACCCCUGGGCCCUGGAAGCCGACCCCAAAGUCAAAGAGCGAAAUCGAUACUACAACGUACAGGCCUGGGCGAAUUGCCGCAUUCAUCUGCGGGUAGCCGAUGGCGAGUGCGAUUUCAUUAACGCAUCUCCGAUUCGGCUGGAGGACUCGGUCACACGGGAGCGAAGGAGAUACAUUGCAACUCAGGGCCCUAAACUCGGACAUCUUGCCGAUUUCUGGCACAUGGUUUUCCAUGAAUGCCAGGAGGUUGGCGUGAUUGUAAUGCUGACUCAGACUUUUGAAGCCGGUCGAGAGAAGUGCGCCCAGUACUUUCCGUUGGAUACGGAGCAGGCCUCGAUGGUCCUGUCAGCGGAGGAGUCCGAUGUCUUCUUCGACGAGAGCGAGCUAGCAGAGCCAGGCGUCUUGGGUAGGGUCACCCUCCUAGAGUCGACUUUCGAUGCGAGAUCUCGAUCUGAGAUCCGCAAACUCGAGCUCGCCAUCGGCUCCGAGUCCAAGAUCGUGUGGCACUUCCUGUUCGCCGGCUGGGCCGAUUACUCGAAGCCCGAAGGGAGCGACCGCCAAGCCCUGCUCGAUUUGAUCAAGCUCUCAGCCUCCAAAUCACACCCGGACAACCCGCGCAUCGUGCACUGCAGCGCCGGUGUUGGUCGAACGGGAACUUUCAUCGCCCUUGACCAUCUGCUAUGCGAGCUCGAAUCCGGACAUCUUUUAGAUGUGACGGAUCCAGAGAGAGACCCUGUCUUUGAGACCGUCAAUCAGAUGCGCGAGCAGCGGAUGAUGAUGGUUUACAACGAGAUGCAGAUGCAAUUCAUCUAUGAAGUACUCCGCGAGCAAACCGAUCGAAAGUUGGGCAAGGUGUCGGACUGGAACACAGAUUCGCCUCACGACAGUGAGGAACGUUCUGCCAAAGUCCCAAGGCUGGAUGAUCAGACCGACUACUUGCCAACUGCCAAGCCGGAGCUAGAAGCCCUGCCCGACCGCGCCCACACGCCGAGCAGAAGUUGGUCCGGCACGCCGGAGGGCUCUGAUAAUGAAUAA
Penicillium brevicompactum is the source of this 1281-nucleotide messenger RNA. RefSeq names its product tyrosine protein phosphatase PTP1 (gene ptpB). NCBI's taxonomy places the organism in Eukaryota, Fungi, Ascomycota, Eurotiomycetes, Eurotiales, Aspergillaceae. The record is from RefSeq and is a predicted model, not a curated record. Gene Ontology annotation, molecular function: protein tyrosine phosphatase activity. The transcript has 3 exons. The coding region runs from base 1 to 1281 and encodes 426 amino acids. Gene Ontology annotation, biological process: protein dephosphorylation.